Penicillium coprophilum is the source of this 1071-nucleotide messenger RNA. RefSeq names its product CAZyme family CE10. NCBI's taxonomy places the organism in Eukaryota, Fungi, Ascomycota, Eurotiomycetes, Eurotiales, Aspergillaceae. Gene Ontology annotation, molecular function: hydrolase activity. The record is from RefSeq and is a predicted model, not a curated record. The transcript has a single exon. Bases 1 to 1071 code for a protein of 356 amino acids.
AUGGCAUCCACCUCGCCCCCUCCAUCCCGCGCCACACUCAGCAACAAGGCCCACAGAUACCGCAUACUCUCAAGCCUUCUCUCCCUACUAGACCGAUACCUCUCCUGGCCCCUUCCCCCAAGGCCAAGCAUCGACAUCGCCAUUCCCUCAAAAAUAAGCAAAGCUCCAGGAUCGAUCCAGCUCUACUUCUUCACAGCACCCUCAAACCCCCUCUCACCCCGUAAGCAAACAAAGCCAAUCCCGCCCCGCCCCGUCCUCAUAAAUUUCCACGGCGGUGGCUUCUCAAUCGGCCACGCUCUCGACGAUGCCCGCUGGGCUGGAUACGUGCUAAAAGCCUACCCAGACACAGUAGUGGUCAGCCUCGAUUACCGUCUAGCACCUGAACAUCCCUUCCCCGUCGCCCUGGAAGACGGCGUCGAUGCAAUACUAUGGCUAUGGCAACAAGCCCAGAAAUACAACCUUGACAAAACGCGCUUUGUGCUCAGCGGAUUCAGCGCAGGUGGUAACCUCGCUCUGGCAGUACCAUUCCGGCUUCAUGAGGAAUUACAGAAAAAGCGCUGGACAUCGCUACGCGGGGAGAUAGCAUUGGCUGGAUUGGUUGUAUUCUACCCCAGUACAGAUUGGACACGAACGCGGAUACAGCGCAAUGCUACGAAUCCUAUCGCCGCACAGAAAUCAAUGAUCUCCCCUUCGAUGUUCAAUUUCUUUGACAAUUCAUAUCUUGUCGCUGCGGGACUGCCGAAACGGCCUGGCACAGAUCGGGUGGAUAUGUCGCAUCCUUUUCUUUCACCUGGUCUGGCGCCUGCAUCUCUAUUGUCUGCGGCGUAUCCACAUGCUGUCGCGAUUUAUACUUGUGGGUGGGAUCAGUUGCUUGUUGAGGGGAAUACGUUUCGGGAAAGGCUUGGUGGGUUUGUUGAGGAAGGGAGGACGGCGAGUGUAGGUGGGUUUGUAGUUGAGGAUGUUGUGCAUGGGUUCGACAAGAAGCCGUCUUUUUGGAAGGGAAGUCAAAAGCGUGAGAGAAUGUAUGCGGAUGCUAUUAAACAGUUGAAGAUGAUGUGGAAGGUGGAUUGA